AAGCGACUGAAGUUUUCCUCGAAGUAACAACUUUCUACUUCAGUACUAAACAGAAUAACAAAAACAAUGAAAGUGAAAAUCAAAAGAUAUCAUGCAGUCGCUAAUUGGACUUGGAAAACACCUAAAGACGAUGUUUGCGGCAUUUGUCGAGUCCCUUUUGAUGGCUGCUGUCCUCAGUGUCUAACUCCUGGUGAUGAUUGCCCCAUAGUAUGGGGGAAGUGUACACAUAUCUUUCAUGCUCAUUGCAUUGAAAAUUGGCUUUCAACAGUAGGUUCUCAAGGACAAUGCCCAAUGGACAGGCAAACAUUUGUUGUUGCUGAAUCUAGUAUCACACCGUAACACUCAUAUCCACACCUAUGGUGAGCGAUUCGUGCUGAUAGCUGUUCGUUUCGAAAAUCUUCUCGUAGACGACAGGAUGUUUGACCUUUAUCCUCAUGAGCCUAAUAUUUACAUCUUUACGAAAACUUAACUACAUGUUAUUAACACAUAAUGAAUCCUAUGGCAACUAGUUUAUGACGAUCCUAUAUAUAUAUACCAGUUCGUUACGGUUUUAAGAAGAUUAGACAAAACAUUCUAUUCAUUCAAUCAUAUAUAUAUAUAUAUAUAUAUUACGGAGACAUACAAAAGAUAAUUAUCAUUCACGUUCGUAACGAAAUGGAAAGUUUUUUUUUUCUUUUUUCAAAAAUUGAGAACAGAAAAAGGCUUUCUCAUUGACGGCCUUUGUUUGACCAUAUACGGAUAGUGUUAUCAUCACUAGCUGAAGCAAAUUGAUACGGAUCCAAUGGAUUGUAAGCGAUGUAGUUCACGCAUUUCGAGUGUCCUGGUAAAGUGCUUAGCAGCUUUCCAGAAUCACGAUGCCAUAUUCGAAUAAAUUCAUCUUGGCUGCCGCUUAAUACAAAUGUGUCAUCUUGGCCACCGAAACAUGAGCCAAUCAACCAGUUCCCAAGCUUAUGGCCCAUGUACUGACGAAUAAUGCGAUAUUCUUGUAUAUCCCAAAGUAAUAUUGUAUGUGGCUCGAUGUUUGUCAAUGCAUAGCGAGAAUCUUUUGAGAGCGAUAUGGAAGUCACCUUGGAUUCAAGAUGAAUUUUUUUAAGACAUUCUCUCGUCGGUAUGGAGUAAACGGCAAUAUGCUUAUCUUCACUUUCCAUUUGUUUCUGGUACCCAACAGCAUACAAUUUUGUGCCAUCAUUAUUGAUCGCCAUAUCGUAAAUAUUGACAUCUUUCCAUUUAUGCAUGAUCUCACCAGUUAAUGACCAAUGUAUAAUGGUCAUAUCGGGAGAGCCUGUGAUGAAAGACAAGCCAUCUGGUAGCCAACAGCAGCAGCUGACGAAGUAAGUAUGUUCUUUUAAAUGUCGGAUCUUCUCUCCGGUAAACGCAUCCCAAAGUAUAACCGAGUAGUCAUUAGAGCAAGUAAGCAAAUAUCGAUCAUCCGGGGACCAUUUCACAUAAGCAACCUCUUUACUGUGCCCGAUUAGUCGGUGUAGCAUCUUCAUAUUAGCCAAGUCAAAGAUUAUGGUAGAUUUAUCUUGCGAAGCGGAAGCUAAAUACUUGCCAUUAUUUGAGUAAGAAAUUUGCCAAACCUCGCUUGUAUGAUCGUCAAAACAAUGUAUUUCCUUUGUUGGAAUUUCACUAGGUUCGGCUUGAUAGUCAGAAAGAAAGGUAAAGUUUUUUAAAACAUUAUGAUAGCACUGAGAAGAAAUCUGGUGGUUCUUUGCCUGUUCCAAAAGUUCUAAGAGUCGAUUCUUCGGCAUCAUAAUGUCAGCGCUUAUGUAGAGUGAGAGUUCAUUUAAUAAAGCAGGACGAUUGUCUUUUACGCCGUGCGCAGAUUCUGUGAAUUUUUUUCUCGAAAACAUUAUUUGCGAGAUCAAUUCCUCUUUGCUUUGAUUAAAAUAAGUAUUAUUGGUUGUUUGCAAAACAAAGAUUGCCUCACAAAGAGAUCCCUUUUCAGCUAACUCUAGACAUUUCUGUUUUUGUAGAAGGAAAAGUGCUUCCUUUUAGCAUUGUUAGUAUAAUCCCUUCAAUGUCAAUGAGUAAACUUACAUCUCUUUUGCUUUCGUCCCUUAACUUCAUUAAAGCAAAGCAACUCUCGGCGAUUUGCCAGUCACCGGAAAGAACCGCUGUUUGAAACGUUUUGACAUUUUCUGUUUCAUAACAAAGUCCACUUUCAUUUUCCAAGCAUUUUAAAGUACUUCUAUAUAUAGUAAGUUAGCAAUUCAUAAUUAUAGAAUGUCCUUGCAGGUGAACGAAUGUACUAUACCCAUAGCCGUGAUCACUCAAGAAUUGAAGGAUGAGACGAAUGAUCUCUUGUUCCCAUACUUUAGUCAGCUCCAUCUUAUAGCGUGUAGAGCGACUUCCUAACUCUUGAAUAAAGGAGGGUUUCCUCUUUGGUUGUGUCUGAAAGCUCAGAUCCUUUCCCGUCGGCGGCUGCACUUUAGCAAACGAACUGAGUCCACGUAAAUUGAAGGUUACGAUUCUUAAAUAUACUGGAAAACAAAUUUCCUUCAGAGUCGAAUUUCGUUUCAAUCCUUAUUCCUAACACGAAGGAAUUGUUAAAUGAGGUAAAGGUCAAGAACUGUAGUAUGUAGCACAUAGCGUUUGGAAAUAACGAAGUAACACAAGCAG
Schizosaccharomyces octosporus yFS286 is the source of this 2622-nucleotide messenger RNA. Its product is annotated as anaphase-promoting complex subunit Apc11. The record is from RefSeq and is a predicted model, not a curated record. Gene Ontology annotation, biological process: positive regulation of mitotic metaphase/anaphase transition; anaphase-promoting complex-dependent catabolic process; protein ubiquitination. Gene Ontology annotation, molecular function: cullin family protein binding; zinc ion binding; ubiquitin protein ligase activity. NCBI's taxonomy places the organism in Eukaryota, Fungi, Ascomycota, Schizosaccharomycetes, Schizosaccharomycetales, Schizosaccharomycetaceae. The transcript is spliced from 3 exons. Gene Ontology annotation, cellular component: nucleus; anaphase-promoting complex. Bases 67 to 339 code for a protein of 90 amino acids.